Messenger RNA from Prunus mume (Japanese apricot), 3714 nucleotides. It is a transcript of the gene VPS54, whose product is annotated as VPS54. Lineage: Eukaryota; Viridiplantae; Streptophyta; Magnoliopsida; Rosales; Rosaceae. The record is from RefSeq and is a predicted model, not a curated record. Gene Ontology annotation, biological process: retrograde transport, endosome to Golgi; Golgi to vacuole transport. Gene Ontology annotation, molecular function: syntaxin binding. Gene Ontology annotation, cellular component: GARP complex.
UGUGAUUUAUUAAAUUUAAUUAAUUAAUUAUUAUUUUCUCUCCACUUUCUUUUCUUCUUUCUUUCUUUCCCAGAUCCCAUAUGAAUAUGAUAUGGUCAUUUCCAAUUCCCAGAUCCACCCUCACAUCACAUACAUUCCUCUUGCUCCUCCUACACCGUCCGUAGGGUUUAUCCAACUCGAUCCGAGUCAACUCAGCCAACUGAAACUCGCUCUCCUUUUUAUUUUAUCACAUAAUAAUAAUAUACAUGAACCAGAGCCACUCAAGCAACAACAGCAGCAACAGCAACAGCCAUGGUUCUAAUAAGAAAAUGGUAGUCAUGGACGCCCAGCCUUCCCGACCCGGAAGGUCCCACAGCCGAUCCAAUUCCUGGGUCGGCUGGUGGUCCUCCUCCGCCUCCGUCGCCCCGCCCGAAUUCGCGCCCCUCAUACCCAAAUCCGCAUCCGACUCCGUGACCCGAUCCGACUUCCAGCCUUACCUCGCCUCCAUUUCCGAUCACUACAACCGCUUCGAGGACAUCAUCAACCACGUCAAGAAGGAGAACUCGGACAUCGACUCCAUCGGCGGCCAAGGCGAAGCCCUCGUCGCCUGCCUCCGAGAAGUCCCCGCUCUCUAUUUCAAAGAAGACUUUGCCCUAGAAGACGGUGCCACAUUUCGAUCGGCCUGCCCGUUCACGAACGUCUCCGAGAAUCUGGUGCUCCAGGAGAAGCUCUCGCAUUACUUGGACGUCGUGGAGCUUCACUUGGUGAAAGAGAUCUCGCUGCGUUCCAACUCCUUCUUCGAGGCUCAGGGGCAGUUGCAGGACUUGAAUGUGAAGAUCAUCGAAGGAUGUAGUCGGAUUCGCGAGCUCAAGGAGACCAUUCUGCUCUUGGAUGUCGAUUUGGUUGAGUGCGCCAGGCAGAUUCAUGAUUUGAAUGAAACCAGGAGUAAUUUGUUGGCUCUUCAACAGAAAUUGAGGCUCAUUCUUUAUGUCAACCAAGCUCUUUCCGCGCUUAAACUGCUUGUUGCCUCUGCAGAUUGUGCUGGAGCUUUGGAUGUCACAGAUGAUUUGCAGCAUUUGCUGGAUGGGGAUGAGCUUACUGGUCUACAUUGCUUUCAUCACCUCAGGGAUCGCGUAGCAGCUUCAAUUGAAUCCAUAAACAGCAUUCUUUCUGCAGAGUUUAUGCGUGCUUCAAUACACGAUGCUGGAGAUACAGAUGUUAUAAUUAUAUCCAGAGCGCAGGCAAGGGCGUCAAUUCUCUUGAAUGGAGAAGAUGGUGAAAUUAAGUUGGACGAUGAAGAAACCUCCAAUUAUCAAGAUCGUCUUCUUCCUGUCAUCAUUGGAUUGCUUAGAACAGCCAAGCUCCCUUCUGUGUUGAGGUUAUAUCGUGACCAGCUUACAGCUGACAUGAAGGCAGCUAUUAAAAAUGCGGUUGCAGAGCUGCUUCCUGUUCUUGUUUCCCGACCCAUGGAGUCAGACUUUACACCUGGAGAGCGAAUAGUAGAUGCAGAUGGUAUUGGUGCAUCACUUGCAAGCAAGUUGAGGAGCCUGUCAUCUGAAAGCUUUGUUCAACUUUUAAGUGCUAUUUUCCUGAUUGUAAGGGCACAUCUAGUGCGGGCUGCUGAAGUAAAGAAGGCCAUCGAGUGGAUUAUGUGCAACCUUGAUGGUCAUUAUGCAGCAGAUUCAGUUGCUGCUGCAAUCGCUGUUGGUGCCGCAGCUGCAGAAACAGCUCAAGAAAGUGAUGGUCAAGGUGGUUUGCUUCCCUCGCUUUCACCUCAGAGAGUUGCUGCGAAGGCCCUUCCAUUUCAAGGGAAAGCAAAUGAUGCAGCAAGUCCUUCAAACAUGUCUAAGAAUUUUAGAGCUGAUGUGUUACGGGAAAACACAGAAGCUGUUGUUGCAGCAUGUGAUGCUGCCCAUGGAAGAUGGGCAAAGCUACUUGGGGUUCGUGCUCUACUUCAUCCUAAGUUGAGAUUGCAGGAGUUUUUGAGCAUCUUUAACAUCACCCAAGAGUUUAUAACUGCUACAGAGAAGAUAGGGGGAAGGCCAGGAUUUAGCAUCAGGGGAACCCUACAGUCACAAGCCAAAGCCUUCAUCGAAUUUCAGCAUGAAUCUCGAAUGGCAAAAAUUAAGGCCGUUCUUGACCAAGAAACAUGGGUUGAAGUAGAUGUUCCUGAUGAAUUUCAAGUCAUUGUCACUUCACUAUUUUGUUCUGAAUUGGUAUCUGAGAACCUGGAUGCUAUCGAAGGUAAUAUGGAAACAAGCUAUAGGGAGAUGGCCACAAGCAGUAAUAAUUCACAUACAGACAAUACAGCAUCAUCAAUUGCCGAACAGCAAAUUAAACGGGCUGAUUCGAGUGACUUAUCCGCGGAUGAGACUGCGAAAGAGAAGUGUACACAAAAUGCUGAUGGAGUGGAAAAAAAUAAGCCUGAUGUCGCAAAUUCUGUGGCUCAAAAUAACCACAGCAACAUGAAGGAGCGGGGAAAAUCAACCUCUCAAACCCUUUUCUUCAAAGGUGUUGGUUUUCACAUGGUAAACUGUGGCUUGAUAUUGGUGAAGAUGUUGUCAGAGUACAUUGAUAUGAACAAUUUUUUUCCAGCACUGUCCUCAGAAAUUGUUCAUCGUAUUGUAGAAAUUUUAAAGUUUUUCAAUACAAGAACGUGCCAGCUUGUUCUUGGUGCUGGUGCCAUGCAGGUAUCUGGUUUAAAGUCCAUCACUUCUAAACACCUGGCCUUGGCAAGUCAAGUCAUCAGUUUUACGUAUGCUAUUAUUCCUGAAAUCAGGCAAAUUCUUUUUCUAAAAGUACCUGAGACAAGAAAGGCACUGUUGCUAUCUGAAAUUGAUCGAGUAGCUCAGGAUUACAAGGUUCACAGAGAUGAAAUACAUACGAAGCUGGUUCAGAUCAUGAGAGAAAGGUUAUUAGUUCAUCUACGUGGGUUACCUCAAAUUGUAGAGAGCUGGAAUAGACCUGAAGAAGCUGACCCACAGCCCAGCCAGUUUGCUCGAUCCCUUACUAAGGAAGUUGGAUACUUGCAACGUGUCCUAACUCGAACUUUACAUGAGGUCGAUGUUCAAGCAAUUUUCAGGCAAGUGGUUAUAGUCUUCCAUUCACAAAUUUCAGAAGCAUUUUCACGCUUAGAGAUCAGCACACCACAGGCCAAGGACAGGCUGUAUCGGGAUGUCAAACACAUUCUUGGAUGUAUUCGCUCCUUGCCUUCUGAUAAAAUGAGUGAAUCUAGUAUUCCAAACUGGGGUCAACUAGAUGAAUUCGUGGUUCAGAGAUUUGGGGCAGAAGCUGGUUAAAUGUUGUUGUAAAGUAUCAAAUCAGUUGCUUCUUUGGAGAUGGCUAAUCAGAUUUGAGGAUGUCAGAACCAAUUUCCGUCUAUGCAUUUCCCUUGUACAAUUUUAUUGAGGUUUUGCAUUUUUCUGAGAUGUAUAAAGUCCUGUAUCAGAUCCAAAUAUUGUGACAAGAAGGUCAUUGAAACCAGAAUUUUUCUGUACCAGUCACACUUGAAUUACAAUUUGUAUUUACUAGGACUCAAUCAAUGUUUUGUUCCCCCAAUUGUAGUUUUGGGUUAAAGAUGAAACCAAUUGAUUUGUUUUUGAUUUAGUUAAGGGACAAGAAAUAUGAGCUUUUAAGUCAACUUUCGGAGCCUGAAUCACAUCUAAUUGUAUCCAUACUUGAGUUUAUGCAUACAUGUCUUCAUAAAUGGUAAAUAAGAGAUAUUUUUUUCCUGUA